CCAGAAUAACUUCCGGUUCAAACAGGAUCGAGGAGCGAGUAAAUAAAAUCGUUGAGAUGUAACUAACGUUCCCAGUAGUGACACAGUUAGUUAGAAUGGCAGCAGACUCCGAGUCCAAACUCCAGCUGGUUCACAGACACAUCCGAGCUUUUCCGGACUUCCCGAAGAAAGGAAUCAUGUUCCGAGAUAUCUGUCCCAUCCUGAAGGAUCCAGCUGCUCUGACAGCUGUGAUUGACCUGUUUGAGGAACAUGUGAGGAAGAAUCACCAGCAGGUUGAUCUGAUCGUAGGUCUCGAUGCUCGUGGUUUCCUGUUUGGUCCUCUGCUCGCCCAGCGGUUGGGAGUCGGCUUUGUCCUGGUCAGAAAGAAGGGCAAACUGCCUGGAACCACUGUCUCUGUGACAUAUGAACUGGAGUAUGGCAAGGCAGAAGCAGAGAUCCAGGAGGAUGCAGUGGCUCCAGGACAGAGAGUUUUACUAAUCGAUGACCUGCUGGCUACUGGAGGGACGCUGUAUGCAGCCUUUGAGCUGAUGAGGAAGCAGCAGGCUGUGAUUCUGGGCUGUAUGGUGGUCAUCGAGCUCAAGGAGCUGAACGGCAUCGACAAGCUGAACUCACAUAGUGUGUUCUCCCUGGUGCAGUACUGACGACCGCUGCAGCCCCCACACUAGAAACCAGUCCAACACAGUCACCUCACUGGAAACCAGUCAAGCGCAGCCGCCACACUGGAAACCAGUCCAACGCUGCCGCAUCACUGGAAACCAGUCCAACGGGGGUUCUAAAAGCAGUCACCUCUGGAGCUCAUGCACACAUUUACAGUUUUUGUCAUUUCAAUCCCUGUUUUGCAGUUUUAAUCAGCACUAAAAUACUAAAUGAUUUGUCAUUCAUUCAUAAUUCAAAUCAUAAUAACAAUUCCAAUUGUUAGUGGUCUCGUAUGUCUCUCUGUGUCUAGAAUGUUCUGUUCCUUUUCACCUGCUAAAUGCUGGGACCAGUGCCUGAACAACAUACAUGAAUAUAUAAUAAAACAGUUUCUCAGCUGUA
Sebastes umbrosus (honeycomb rockfish) is the source of this 1035-nucleotide messenger RNA. It is a transcript of the gene aprt, whose product is annotated as adenine phosphoribosyltransferase. Gene Ontology annotation, molecular function: AMP binding; adenine binding; adenine phosphoribosyltransferase activity. The coding region runs from base 96 to 641 and encodes 181 amino acids. Gene Ontology annotation, cellular component: cytoplasm. Gene Ontology annotation, biological process: AMP salvage; adenine salvage. The record is from RefSeq and is a predicted model, not a curated record. The transcript has 5 exons. NCBI's taxonomy places the organism in Eukaryota, Metazoa, Chordata, Actinopteri, Perciformes, Sebastidae.